Molecule: messenger RNA, 2417 nt
Organism: Habropoda laboriosa
Lineage: Eukaryota; Metazoa; Arthropoda; Insecta; Hymenoptera; Apidae
Gene: Zw10
Product: centromere/kinetochore protein zw10 homolog
Exons: 10
Coding region: 166-2331 (721 amino acids)
Biological process (GO): mitotic spindle assembly checkpoint signaling; mitotic cell cycle; endoplasmic reticulum to Golgi vesicle-mediated transport
Cellular component (GO): chromosome, centromeric region; RZZ complex; nucleus
Source: RefSeq, a predicted model, not a curated record
UAGAAUGUAAACCGGUGCAGCGGAGGUUAUUUUAGUUUUUACGACUUACCAUUAUUUAAAUAUUACCAUGUAAACGUGAAAUAAUUAUACUUCGUGUCAUGUUAAUGGUGUAACGAUUAAUUGAUUGUUACUUGCAGUGAAUAUCUGCGAAGGGACUCUGUCAAAAUGACAUCAUUUUUAACUGAGGUGCUGAUCACAGCAGGAAAGAUAGAAAAAAAUAAUUUGAGCGAGAAAAUAGCAGAAAUACAGAAGGAAAUAACGAAAUUAAAAUAUGAUGUCAAAGAUUUUAUGGAUGAUAAUUAUGUCGAAUUCACGGCGAAACUCACGAGAGAUCAGCACUUGGUAUCGAAAGGUGAAAAAUUACUCGAUGAGAUGAACGAGUUGCAGAAAAGGAUAGAUCAUCAGGUUAAAAUGGAGUUAUCCAGCUCCACCAAAGAAUUAGAAACCUUUUCGCAAGCGCUAAAAGAAUCAAACAUGAUGCUGCAACUUUCUAAUCAACUUGUAACUCUACACGAAUGUAUUAAAUCCAUAAAAAGUUAUCAAGAAGAAAAACGAUAUGUAGACGCCGCUAAGGCAUUGCGUCGCACACAAAGCAUCCUGCACAAUCCGCAAACUGAUUUACGCGAUCUCGAUAUUUACACAGCGAUCGAGGAAGAACAUUUAAAUUUAUAUACUUCCUUUUUAUCCGAUAUGUCGCUACUAUUGCACGAACGAAUUUGUUGGACCGGUAUCUAUGAUAAAGACGCAAAAAUCAUCACGUUGAGCGUGAAAAAUGAAUUUGACGAUAUACAAGAUAUAAUGCAGGGCUUGCAUCACAUCGAUAACCUCUCCAGUGAUUUGCACUCGUUCGCGAUGAUGCUCAUGGAUUAUGUAAUUAGCCCGAUUAUUAACGACGAUUGUUCCGUGUACGUUGCCGAGGAGAAAGUCUUCACCGUUGAAAUAUUAGUCAGAAAGAAAUCACCUGGUUACAAAUGCGUCCUUUACAAUUUAGAACUGCUGUUCAAGUUUCUUCAUCAGCAUUUUAAUUUCACGAUAUACGAUGACGAAACGUUCCUGAAACAGAUACAGCCACAUUUGCUGGGACGAUUGUCGAAGUCGUUAACGGCUGAUUGCAUUUCGCGAAUUACACCAAUGUCGAGCGCCGAUCUGAAAAAUUUUACGCCAAUCGUUCAAGCGAUCGAUGAUUUUCAAUAUUUCUUGGUCAAAAUUGGUUUUAUCACAAACGAUGAACUUUUCUUGUCUGAAUAUACGAAAAAUAUAGACAAAGUGUUUAUUAAAAAAAUUUGUCAAGAUUUGCUAGCAAAAGCAAGAAGCAUCAUGAAAAAAGAUUUGCACGAUUGCAUUACUUAUGAGCCACAGGAAGCACUUAAAUUUCCAGAAGAGGCGAAUGAAUGUAGCGAAAUGCAGAUAGAUAAGAAAUUAAACGAGAAUACAUUUCAACUCCCUAAAUGUCAGAUAAGCAAAAGUGCAAAAGAAACACUAAAUCUGGCAAGAAACAUUUUAGACGAAGCAUGCAAUAGUUCAGAUUCUUGCGCAGUUCAAUUAUUUUAUACAUGUAGAAAUGUUUUUGAAAUGUAUGCAGGAUUGGUACCUGAACAUCAUCGAAAAUUUUUAGAAACGAUACCGCAACAAGUUGCUGUGUUUCAUAAUAAUUGCAUGUAUCUCGCGCAUCAUCUUCUCACAUUGGCACACGAAUAUAGAGAUAACUUGCCGGAAUCCUUACAGAAUCUUAAUUUAACUUUCGCUGAUCAAGUAUUAGUAUUACGUGGUAUCGGAUCAUCGUGGUUCUUAGAACACAUGAAAUACCAACGAAAUAUCAUUUUUGAUAUUCUCAAAGAGUCCGGUUUAUCAGCAUUGGGUCAAAUAUCUGAAUUACAUCCUAGCACUGAACGCGCAAUAAGACAGUGCAUUAGACAAUUAGAAUUAUUAAAAACAGUUUGGGUAGAUGUGUUACCUGUAAAUAUUUAUUGCAGGGCUGUAGGAUGCAUUAUGAAUUCCAUGGUUGAAGACUUAGUAAUUAGAGUGAUAUCUGUCGAAGACAUUCCCGCUGAUGUUGCAACCGACUUAGUAACAUUAUUUAAUAUGAUUGUUAAACGUGCACCGCAAAUAUUUCCGGAUCCUCAGAAGAUCCAUCAACACGUUAAAAAAUGGGCAAAAUUUUUAGAAUUGAUUCAAGUAUUGGGUGCAUCGUUGAAAGAAAUCGAAUUUAGGUGGGGCGGCGGUAAAGGACCACUCGCGCGAGAAUUUACAGCACCACAAGUUAAACAAUUAAUUAGAGCACUAUUUCAAAAUACCGAACGGAGGUCCAAUUUAUUAGCUUCUAUAAAAUAAUGUUCAAUUUUGAAGAUAUGUAUGUAAGAAAUAAACCAUUUGCAUUUAUUAUUUCUUACGAUGAAUUAUUAUAAUUAAUAUUAACA